Messenger RNA from Klebsormidium nitens, 663 nucleotides. NCBI's taxonomy places the organism in Eukaryota, Viridiplantae, Streptophyta, Klebsormidiophyceae, Klebsormidiales, Klebsormidiaceae. The record is from the annotation of a GenBank genome assembly.
AUGCCGGCUCAAGCCCCCCCAAAUCACGACCGCCCGACGGCGUCGGCGGAAAAGCAUGCGGCGUGUGCGCACGAGCCGCCGGCUGACGUGGAGCCAGCGUCACCGAGGCCCUCUUCACGGGCCUCCUCUAGGCCCCCGACGCCCCAUCGGUCCGGGAGCAACCGCCCUUCGAAACGGCCUCGGUCGCGCACGCCAAAGCGGUCGGCGGCGGAGGGACUCGGGCCGCUAGAGCCCCCGGCGCACCCCACCCUACGCACCUUGAGCUUUUGGUUCGCCGCCGUGGAUAACGCCGGGCUGCGGCUCAAACGGCUCGAGAGCUUCCCGAAGCACCGGGCCAUCUUCGCCAACAUCGUCCGGGCGCUGGACCGGAUGCAACAGGCGUUUGAUUUCAAGCUCAUGUACCACGCGACGACGCAUCCCGCGGCUCGGGAGCUCCUGCGGUGGCUCGCGGCUCGGAUCAAGCAACUCGCGAAGGGAACAGUCGAAAUGUCACCUGCAGAAGUGGAUACGUGGAAUGGGCUGGUUAAGGCCGUUCCGCCGGGUCUCCUCAUCAUGAGAAACGAGUCCCUUCUUGCGCUUGAGCAGGUUAUGUUCGACUCAAAGCUCAUGCGCGCAGCCGCAGCCACGUACUCCGAGCAUGUGCGCAUGGCGCCGGGUGCAUGA